CGCAUCAAAGAAACACCUGGCUCUUAUCCGAUGUUCCUCAAGCCUUGCGCAGAGAAUCAAUCUCAGUAUGGGCUUACUGCAAAGAUCGUGUCAAGCGUGCGUCAAGGCCCGAAGGCGUUGCAAUCUCGCGAGUCCCUGCUGCGAGAGAUGCUCCACCAAGCGUAUUCCCUGUCGGUACGCCAAUGAGCCAGCCCCUGCACCUGUCGCUAUUCACGAAAAGACACUCAAAAGUAUUGUUAAAUCUCGAAAGCUCAACGAGGAACAGAAUCCCCAAAGUUUGUCGCGUUUAUUGGUCCAUGGUAUCUUGGAUACAAGGCUUCAGAUCUUCAUUCGACAAGUACUUUCUAAUGAUUCCUAUGAUGGCUCUCGACCUCCAGACCUGUCAAGAUUGAACAAUUUCAGAGUCAUGAGCAGGCCGAUGAACAACGGUCUCCAAAUCUUUAAUCCCCUUCAUCUGGAAAUUGUUCGCGUGUUUGAUCAGGCGACACUCCAUCAUCUGUCUGAUAUUCUUCGGGGUUUCCCAAGCCAGUUCGUGGAUCAUGGCAAGACCGCCUUUAUUCACUCUGCUCUAUAUGACCCCUCACUGCCACCACCACUCAAAGAAGUUCGCGAUGCUUGCUAUAGCUAUCACGUCGCCGGCGAUUAUCUCGCCAGCAGCCGCCUCAGUGCCCUCUGCCUCACAAUCAGACGUCUCAUUCGUCUAUCAAAACGCACGAGCACAUUCGCGGACACACUGGCAUACGCACAAGCGAUAAGCCUGGCCCAAAUAAUCCGUCUUCUAGAGUGUCACGACACAAACGAAGAUGACAUCGAACGUGACAAUGAAGAAAUGUGGGCAUUGACUCAUCAGCUAUGGCAGCAUGCGCCGACUCAACUACCAAGCUCACUGAGUCCCUGGAAAGCAUGGCUAUUCUCCGAGAAUGUGAGACGGACUAUAAUGAUUUGCAAUAUCCUGUUAGCGGUGUAUAGUUCGCUGAAGAGGGGAUAUACGAUGCAUGCGCUUUGUGUUGAGGCUUUGCCUUUUGAUGUGCGGACAAAGCUUUGGGAUGCGGAUAGUGAGAGUGCUUGGGAGACUGCUGCGUUGAAAGUACCGGGGCCUCAUUUAGUGACGCUGAGCCAGUUCUCGGAUCUUCAGCGGCCGGACGUUGGUGGUUCACGGUUUGAAGAUCUUCUUCUGCUCUCUUUCAGGAGAUGAAGGAUAAUGCCGAAACAUAUCUACGUUGCGAGGAGAGUUUGGAAGUUGGUCAGGCAUUAGCAUCAUGGAGGCUUCGUAGUACACAUUAAGCCUUUAAGAUAAACAAGGUUCAUUUUGC
Messenger RNA from Fusarium verticillioides 7600, 1313 nucleotides. RefSeq lists its product as hypothetical. The record is from RefSeq and is a predicted model, not a curated record. Bases 68 to 1195 code for a protein of 375 amino acids. Gene Ontology annotation, biological process: regulation of DNA-templated transcription. Lineage: Eukaryota; Fungi; Ascomycota; Sordariomycetes; Hypocreales; Nectriaceae. The transcript has a single exon. Gene Ontology annotation, molecular function: DNA-binding transcription factor activity, RNA polymerase II-specific; zinc ion binding.